AUGGCAGUUAAAUCCCGUUUCACCCGGCUGGACGCUUUUGCGAAAACCGUGGAAGAUGCGCGCAUCCGGACGAGGUCAGGGGGUGUCGUCACAAUCGUUUCAUUAAUCGUGGUUAUCUUGCUGGUCUGGGGGGAAUGGAAGGAUUAUAGACGAGUGGUCGUGCUUCCAGAGCUAAUCGUGGAUAAAGGAAGAGGAGAGAGAAUGGAGAUUCACCUCAACGUAACUUUUCCUCAUCUUCCUUGCGAACUGCUUACGCUGGAUGUUAUGGAUGUCUCUGGCGAGCAGCAGAGUGGUAUCAUACACGGCAUCAACCGAGUCCGCCUCAGCCCGGCCUCCGAAGGCGGCCAUGUUCUUGAUAUGCAAUCAUUGGAACUAAAUAAGAAAGACCAAGUUGCGCUACACCUUGAUCCUAAUUACUGUGGCUCUUGCUACGAUGGCAUCCCUCCCGAAAAUGCUCAGAAACCUGGUUGCUGCAAUACUUGCGACGAAGUUCGGGAGUCCUAUGCCUUACGCAAUUGGGCGUUUGGAAAGGGUGAAGGCGUUGUACAAUGUGAACGAGAAGGCUAUGGUUCGAAAAUUGACUCACAGAGACACGAGGGUUGCCGGAUUGAAGGAAUUCUUCGAGUCAACAAGGUCAUUGGCAAUUUCCACAUUGCACCGGGGCGCAGCUUCACAAACGGACACAUGCACUCCCACGAUCUCAAGAACUACUAUGAGACUCCUGUACCGCAUACUAUGGCGCAUAUCAUCCACCAACUUCGUUUCGGCCCCCAAUUACCUGACGAGUUGUCGCAGAAAUGGAAAUGGACAGAUCACCACCAUACCAACCCCCUUGACUCUACUUCUCAGGAGACCAACGACCCCAAAUAUAACUUUAUGUAUUUCAUCAAGGUUGUCUCAACCUCCUAUCUACCUCUCGGCUGGGACGCUUCCCAGUCAUCUGAAAUCCACAGUCGCCUCGCCAAUGACGCACCACUGGGCUCUCAAGGUAUCCAGUUUGGCGAGCACGGCAGCAUUGAAACGCACCAAUACUCCGUGACGUCACACAAGCGCUCCGUUGAAGGCGGCGAUGACUCUGCUGAAGGUCACAAGGAGCGCAUACACACUGCCGGGGGCAUCCCAGGUGUCUUUUUUAAUUAUGAUAUCUCACCAAUGAAAGUCAUUAACCGUGAAGCAAGAACGAAGAGCUUUUCUGGAUUCUUAACGGGAAUUUGUGCUGUGAUCGGCGGAACGUUGACUGUGGCGGCUGCUAUCGAUCGAGCACUAUAUGAAGGCGCGGUUCGGGUGAAGAAGCUACAUAGUAGCUGA
Molecule: messenger RNA, 1308 nt
Organism: Ophidiomyces ophidiicola
Lineage: Eukaryota; Fungi; Ascomycota; Eurotiomycetes; Onygenales; Onygenaceae
Gene: ERV46
Product: ER-derived vesicles protein erv46
Exons: 3
Coding region: 1-1308 (435 amino acids)
Biological process (GO): retrograde vesicle-mediated transport, Golgi to endoplasmic reticulum; endoplasmic reticulum to Golgi vesicle-mediated transport
Cellular component (GO): Golgi membrane; endoplasmic reticulum; endoplasmic reticulum membrane
Source: RefSeq, a predicted model, not a curated record